This is a messenger RNA of Amborella trichopoda, 1892 nucleotides long. Its product is annotated as heparan-alpha-glucosaminide N-acetyltransferase-like protein (DUF1624). The record is from RefSeq and is a predicted model, not a curated record. Lineage: Eukaryota; Viridiplantae; Streptophyta; Magnoliopsida; Amborellales; Amborellaceae.
AACCUCUCUCUCUCUCUCUUCUGAAAGGGACUCUCUCUCCCAUUCUUUGUACCAGAGAGAGGGAGAGAUCCUGGUCUAGGACCGCACGUGCUGAACCGGUCGUGCACGUGCGAUCUAUAGAUCUGGACCGUCCAUCCGUGGUCUGUUGGGCGCAGGCUCAGCAUUGCCCUUCGAUCCACAGAUAAGCUUAUCCUGGUUCAGGGGCCAUGGGUUCUUACGAGCUCAUUAAGGGCGAUGACAACGGCGUUGGGGAUGUUAAAAAGACUUACAUAACGGUGGAGGACGGGUUCAAAGAGGGCGAGGCAGAAUUGGCCAACGAGAACGCCCAGUUCAGGGAGAACUCUGUCAAAAACGGACAGAAGAAUGUUAUUUCGGUCUCGGAUUCCCCCUUGCAGCAGCGCCUGGUCUCUCUCGAUGUUUUCCGUGGCGUUACGGUCGCGCUCAUGAUACUUGUGGAUCAUGCUGGAGGAGUUAUCUCGGCGAUCAAUCAUUCCCCUUGGAAUGGUCUGACCCUUGCAGAUUUUGUAAUGCCAUUUUUUUUGUUCAUGGUUGGAGUUUCACUUGGGCUUACUUAUAAGAAACUGCCAAACAAGAUCGUUGCUACUAGGAGGGCAAUUUUGCGAGCUCUGAAGUUGUUGUUUUUGGGUCUAAUGCUUCAAGGAGGAUACUUUCAUGGUGUCAAUGAUUUAACUUAUGGUGUUGAUCUCAAUCGCAUCCGGUGGAUGGGCAUACUUCAGAGAAUAGCGAUUGCUUACUUUCUGGCUGCAAUUUGUGAGAUUUGGUUGAAGACUGAUGAUGAUGCGAAAUGUGGACUUGACUUAGUAAAGAAAUAUCGGGGCCAAUUGUUGGUGGGUUUUGUGCUUAGUGCACUGUAUAUGUCCCUGUUAUAUGGUUUGUAUGUGCCUGAUUGGGAGUAUCAAAUUCCUGUGGACGGUUCUUCGAAUGCCACAAAAACAUUCUCUGUGAAGUGUGGAGUUAGGGGUGAUACUGGACCUGCUUGUAAUGCUGUUGGUUAUAUCGAUCGAACACUUAUGGGACUGCAACAUCUAUAUAGAAAGCCAACCUAUGCACGAACAAAGCAUUGCAGCAUUAACUCCCCGGAUUAUGGUCCGCUACCUUCUGGUGCCCCUUCAUGGUGCCAAGCUCCUUUUGAUCCUGAGGGUCUUUUGAGUACGGUGAUGGCUGUUGUGACUUGCUUGAUUGGUUUGCACUAUGGACAUAUUCUAGUACAUUUCAAGGAUCACAAAGAGAGGAUCUUGCAAUUCACAAUUCCUUCUUUUUGCCUUGUGGUCUUAGGGUUUUUGUUGGAUUUAUGUGGCAUGCAUUUGAACAAGGUUCUUUACUCAUUCAGUUACACCUGUGUUACUGCUGGAGCAGCCGGCAUUUUCUUUGCUGGAACUUAUGUGCUGGUUGAUGUAUAUGGGUACAGGCGGCCAACCAUUGCCGCAGAGUGGAUGGGGAUGCAUGCACUGAUGAUCUACAUUCUGGCUACCUGCACUGUUGUUCCAGUUUUCCUUCAGGGAUUCUACUGGAAGACUCCUCACAACAACAUUCUAUCUUUGAUUGGUGUUGGCUCCUGAAGAUCUGCUAAAGCAUGCCCAUUUUGGAGGACUUUGGGGAAGGGUACACAGGAGCACACAAUCUCACUACCCAAGUAGUCCUCAUAAUCGGAUUUUGUCUCAUCAGAUAAAUGGAAAGGUUUAGCCUCUUGUCUCUUGUACAUGUAAAAAACAGGCAACAGGCUUGGUCUGACCUUGAACCCUUUUAUUUAGUGUUGACGGGGGUCUCGGUGCAUCCAUUCCCAUUAUUGUAAAGACCUGAUUACAUGAAGAGAAUUCAGCCAAUUUUUGAAAUAUAUAAUAUUAGAAAUUCAAGAAGCCCUUAUUAUUCAA